AUCCCCUCCUCAGUGGCCAGCACCCCACAAGGGUCAGGCCAAGAUCCUACUAUCUCUUCAAGGUCCAGCUAUCCCUGGGUAUUGGUUUCAUCAGGAUUUCAGGGAUCUCCAGAUUCUUCCCAACUGUCGGUACCAACACCUCCUACACCCAGUAAUACUCCCCGAGUGUCAUCACAAGACACCACUCCCUAUCUGUCCAGCUACCCUUGGAUGAGCAUACCAGUUUCUUCUGCACCCUAUUUUCUUUCUCAACUGUCAGUUCCAGGACCUCCUGCACCCAGUAAUUCUCUAACAACAGGAGUAGGGUACUUCAUACCCUCACCAGCCAGCUCCCCAUCGGGUUCAAUACAAUUUCCCUUUGUACCCACUAACACCCCUCGAGUGUCUGUAGACGAGCCCACAUCAUUCUUAGGGACAAGCUUUCCCCGGGUAUCUCUAGAAAGAUCAGCUCCGCCCCCAGGCGCUCCCCUAGUGUCAGCACAAGGGGCUGCCCCGCCCUCUGGGCCAGGCUCUCCCCGGGUAAGGGUGGAAAGAUCGGCUCCGCCCCCAGACUCCCAGCAAGAGUCAGUAGAAAGGUCCGUUCCAACCUUCACAUUCGGCACUUGCACUUGGAUACCCACGUCUCUGGAGCAUCCCAACCAAAGCAUGGCGAACCGGGAGAAGGCGAAUCUUACAGGCCACAUGUUCGACGUAGUCGUGAUUGGAGGCGGUAUCUCAGGAUUGGCCGCUGCUAAACUCUUGUCUAAAUAUGAUAUUAAUGUUUUGGUUUUGGAAGCACGGGAUAGAGUUGGAGGAAGAACAUAUACUGUGAGGAAUGAGCAUGUUAAAUGGGUAGAUGUUGGUGGAGCCUACGUAGGACCAACCCAGAACAGAAUUUUACGCUUGUCUAAGGAAUUAGGCCUAGAGACUUAUAAAGUAAAUAUACGUGAGCGCCUAGUUCAAUAUGUCAAGGGGAAAUCUUAUCCUUUUCGGGGAGCAUUUCCACCUGUGUGGAAUCCCAUUACAUACCUGGAUUACAACAAUCUGUGGCGGACAAUGGAUAAAAUGGGAAAGGAGAUCCCAGCCGAUGCACCAUGGGAUGCCCCUCAUGCUGAAGAAUGGGACAAGAUGACUAUGAAAGAUCUCUUUGAUAAGAUCUGCUGGACAAAGACUGCUAGGGAGUUUGCUACUCUUUUUGUGAACAUCAAUGUCACCUCUGAGCCCCAUGAGGUUUCUGCUCUGUGGUUCUUGUGGUAUGUGAAACAGUGCGGUGGUACCACUAGGAUAUUCUCAGUCUCUAACGGAGGCCAGGAACGGAAGUUUGUAGGUGGAUCAGGCCAGGUGAGUGAGCGGAUAAUGGACCUCCUUGGGGACCGAGUGAAGCUGAGCCGUCCUGUUACCUAUAUUGACCAUUCAGGGGAAAACAUCAUUGUAGAGACACUGAAUCAUGAAGUUUAUGAGUGCAAAUACAUAAUUAGUGCCAUCCCUCCGACCUUGACUGCCAAGAUCCACUUCAAACCAGAGCUUCCAUCAGAGAGAAAUCAAUUAAUUCAGCGUCUGCCAAUGGGGGCUAUCAUUAAGUGCAUGAUGUAUUACAGGGAAGCUUUCUGGAAGAAAAAGGAUUAUUGUGGCUGCAUGAUCAUUGAAGAUGAAGAAGCUCCUAUUUCAAUCACCCUGGAUGACACCAAGCCAGAUGGAUCGCUGCCUGCCAUCAUGGGCUUCAUACUUGCCCGGAAAGCUGAGCGACUUACCAAGCUCCACAAAGAAAUAAGGAAAAGAAAAAUCUGUGAACUAUAUGCCAAAGUUCUGGAAUCUGAAGAAGCCUUACAUCCUGUGCAUUACGAGGAGAAGAACUGGUGUGAGGAGCAGUAUUCUGGAGGCUGCUACACAGCCUACUUUCCCCCAGGGAUCAUGACGCAGUAUGGCAGAGUGAUUCGACAGCCAGUAGGCAGAAUUUACUUUGCUGGCACAGAAACUGCCACACACUGGAGUGGCUACAUGGAAGGAGCAGUUGAGGCUGGAGAACGAGCAGCUAGAGAGGUCUUGAAUGCUGUAGGAAAGGUGCCCAAGAAAGACAUAUGGCUUCAAGAACCUGAAUCCAAGGAUGUUCCAUCAUUUGAGAUCACCCAUACCUUCUUGGAGAAAUACCUGCCUUCUGUGCCUGGGCUGCUGAAGAUCAUUGGUCUUUCCUCUGUAGCUUCCAUCUGGAUUGUAUUGUACAGACUCAAGCUGUUCCCACGAUUCUGAAGUUCCAUUGCCCAGCUUCCUGCUUUCUCGUCCUUAGUAUUAUCACUUUCAAAAGAAAAUGGACGAGUUACAGGUUGUGUCAUUGGGCCAUUUAAGUGCACUUGAUUUAGCCCUCCCCCACCUCGGUUUAAUCUCAGUUGUCAUUAAAAAUAACCCAAAGAAUCAACUUUGAAAUAAGAUCAAAUUCCUGGAGUAAGAUCAAAUCUUGGCUGUGUAGACUAAGUGGUAUUGAUUGGUAGACUAAGCCUAUGUGAGUGUUCUUAAUUUCAAAAAGUUGAAGUGCUUGUGGAAAACUAUUUCUGUGUCCUGUUUUUCUGACCUGUAAUGCAUAAUAUCUGAUGGCUUCAGAAAUAAAACAUUUGACUUUGUCUCUGUAUAAGUGGUGUAGACUGAGCCCCAGCCUGUGACUGUCCUUAGGAACUAAUGAUAUGUUGGUACAGAGAGGCCAAAGGCUUACAGCUUCCUCGGUGCCCAGCUCCCACUUUGGAUGAGGUAAUAGUAAAUGAAAGCAGCAUGGGCACAGGAACAUGCAGGUCCUCAGGCCAGCAUGGGAAUUUCCUAACCACUUAGAAUUUCUGUAUAGUUGCAGCACUCAUUUCUUUGUAUGUUUUCCUCUUUUGCUUCUUACAGAGAAGAAUGUUUAUGGCAUUAUAAUGCUUAAAUUGACUUGCUAUGAGUUUUUGGUAGCUCCCAAGAUGAGCAGAGUAAAAUAGAAGCAGGGCUGCCUCCCAGGAGGCCUGCCUGACCAGCCCCAUGGAAGUGAGACCAAAUACAAUAGGUAUCUUCUCUUCUGGAUUGUGGCUAGACAUCAACUGGACUUGGUCAGUGAGAAUAUUCUAAACCACUUUGAGGAUGGCAGACUUUAUUUCUUCAGUUAGUCCUUGAUCCAUAGAAUCAUAUUGUUUUUCUUUUUUCUUAUGACCAUAGACUUCGAUCUCUUAACUUAUAUAUGUUUUUAACAUAGUCAGCUAUUAGCUGGUCAAUUUCUCUUAAGUAUUGAAAUACACAUGAAAAAAUCCUGAUUAUUGUUUAUUGAGACUGUUAAAUACAGAAAAGAAAUUUGGGCUCUAUGUGAUAACCUCACUUUUUCUAAGUUUUGUAAUAGACAAAAUUGAAUGGAUUUUAUCUAUGAAGACUGAGUUCUUUAUUUAGGAGAUAAAAAAUUGAAAUACUGUCCAUUUGAACUAUCCAGUUUUUUAAAAUAUUUUAAAAUUUUCAACCAGAAUAACAAUUGUUUUUAAAAUGUAAAACUAUACUUUUAUUGAAGAGGAAUUAAAGGGUUCCAAGAGGAAAGGCAACCAGCUAACCUAAGUUUAUUGCAACAUUAACCCUAUCCUAAAUGCAAACUUGUAUCUCUGGACCCUGAUAGGAGGACUUAAGGUCUUCCAAAGUUUUGCCCAUUCUAAGAGCAGAAGGCUGUUUUUCUGCCACUUUUUAUCUUGCAAUUCAAAAGCAAUUUAACUUAAAAGUUGGAUAUGCUAGUAUGCAAGGAGUUGCCUUGCUAUUAUUAUAGCAAACCACAGUGACAAAUCUCAUCCCUAAUCUCUUAUAGUUGUUUCUGCUGAGUUACUGAUUAACUCAGCUCUGACACACCUUGGGAAAUACUACUUUAAACUUUUGAACUGGCAGUAUUGUUUUAACCAUAAUUACAUUGUUAACAUAUUGAAGUAUUGAAUGUUGAAGGUCUCCUGAAGGUGCAGUUUACCCUUUUCUCACACUUUGUAGAAAACCAAUUCAUUCAGUCUAAUUCCAUCAACCCUAUUAAGCUACAGAUUUGAGUAUCAAAGUAAAUGCCAUCCAGAUGUACUUAGACAUGGGGCUGGGAAUAUUGCCCAUAUGUGAGUUUGACUGAAUUGGCCUCAUUCCAUACUUAGGUCAAGAAUUCAAUUUUUAAAAGUUCAUCUAUUUGUCACAGUUAACUGUUAAGAAGGCCUUGUACUCCACUGGAGAAAAAAAUCUAUUGAAGGAUUGUGAACAAUAUUUUUUUGUUGUGAACUUGGUGCCUAAUGUUCCAUGUCAGAAAUUUGCCCUUGCUACAUGUGAGAGUAUGCAUAUGUGCGUGAUUUGCCAUUGAAAUAAGACAUUGCUUAUAUGAUCUGUUUUGUUUGUUAAUAAAGUGCACUGCCACUC
This is a messenger RNA of Dipodomys ordii (Ord's kangaroo rat), 4356 nucleotides long. It is a transcript of the gene Maoa, whose product is annotated as monoamine oxidase A. The record is from RefSeq and is a predicted model, not a curated record. Lineage: Eukaryota; Metazoa; Chordata; Mammalia; Rodentia; Heteromyidae. Gene Ontology annotation, molecular function: oxidoreductase activity. Bases 211 to 2226 code for a protein of 671 amino acids. The transcript has 15 exons.